AUGGGACCCGGAAGAGAAGCUGCGGCGAGUUACUUCCCCGCCCGCCCCUCGGAGGAGAGAGGCAGCCCGGUUAUACCAUGUUUCAGUUUCUGCUUGGUUUUGCUCUCGGCAAUGUGGUUGGGAUGUAUCUGGCGCAGAAUUAUGAUAUUCCUGACCUUGCAAAGAAACUUGAAGAUUUUAAAAGAGAUGUGGAAGCUAAGAAGAAACCUCCCAGUGACAAAUCGUAAGCUACUGAUGUUGACCAGAUCAUCUCCACACAAAUUUCAAGGAUAUAAUUCCCCUUCAAGCUACAAGUUCCAAGUAGAAUUUGGGCUUUGGGGGAUUUCCUCCACUUCCAGUCUCCCAGAACCUGGCUGUCCUUGAGCUGAAGUGCAAUCAUGAAUGUGCAGUGAGACCUAACAUCAGGAGUUUCAGGAAACCUGACUCAGAGCUGAUGUGAUUAGGAAAGAAAGUUUGGAUUUUCUUGCAAUUACCUAAUAUUUUAUAAUCAAUUUUUAUAUGGCUCAGCUGGAGAUCACUGCAAAUCCUACAAUUAUCCCUACCUGAUGCUUUAUUAUAAUUCUUAAAAUGCCUCAAAAGAAAUUAAAACAAAUGUAUCCGGAAGUCACUUCUGAAGACUUCUUUUAUUCUGAGUUAUAUUACAUCAUUGUCCUUUCUUUAAUCCUCCUGUGUGGGACUGAAUCAUGGAUAAUUUCAGUCCUUGUGCUGGAGAUGGAAUGAGAGCUUUGAGUGUCCAGUGAAUUUACAUGAAUAGUUGUCUGUUUCCACUGUUUGUAUAUUAUCUUAUUUUUUGGCAGUGUUUUUCUUUGCACAAAGUGAGCAAAACAUGAUUGACUCCAAAGGAUGUAAAAGGAUACCAGCUUCAACCUACAUUUUACCUUCACUGGUUUUUCUUUCUCUGCUCUGUUCCAUUGCCUCACCCCAUUUCAUUUUCACUCCUUCCCCUCCCCUUGGUCAUUUUGGGACACGUACCUUAAGCUGGGGAUGAUGAAUCAGCAGUUGACUCAAAUUCACUUAGUCAUCUUCUAAAGAUAGUUUAAAUGUACAGCUCUUUUGCAUCCUCUCCUUACUGCCCCAAGCAGCACUUUCCCCCAGAUGAAGCAUUAGCACAUUGAGUGUAGUAUUUGACACACCCUACCAGUCCCUCAACCCCCUGCUUUUCUUUUGCAGUUGGACAAUAAUUUUAGUAUGUAUACAGGUUCAUCUUACCACCUCACUGAGCAUGCUCUGGCACUACUUAGCCUAGCGUGUUCCCCUUUACCUUUCUUGGCCACAAUAUAUUAAAUGGAAAUACAAACUCUUAAGUAUGAGGCAUUGAUCCAUGAUGUUACAAGUACUACACUCUUUGGUCUGAACGGUAAACAUCCUAUCAGACAAAAAGAGAUGUAUGUUUAUUAGUUAACUAAUUAGUUUACUGUUCUCCACUAAAAAAAGCACCCAUCCUUUGCAUUUCACACGUUUUUAGAAGUACAUGUAUAAAGAAACAGACCCAUCAGGUACCCCUGAUCAGUAACCAACACAGCUAUGCCAAACCACUAUUGAGCACAGACUAUUCUUUGAGAGAGACUCAGACUGGAUAAUCCAAAAUCUAUUCAAGUCAAUCUUGCACUCUGUACUCAUGUACUUUUCCCCUGAGUAAUGAGUACAGAACUGGACCCAUGCUGCCUAAUUUUUUUAAAAGCCCCUUUUCCAAAUGUGAUGAAUUUGGUAAUAAACAAUCUGAGGGAAAUUAUUUUUCUACUUUUCUCCAGAACUUUAGAGCCAAAAUUUUGAUAUACAGUACUUAAAACCACUCAGAUUUCUUCAGUUACCACCUACAAUUAUUUGAACACUUAUUGUGAAUUUAGUUUUUUUUUUCCCAAGGCGUAUAUUAUGCUCUUCCUGCAUAUCACACAGAGAUGAGGAGGGAAUGAGUAUUUAAGGUUUCUCUAUAAUAUUUGACCAUAGAAGCUGCUUUAGCAUGAAAGGUGCAAUUUAUAUCUCAAAUGUUCAUCUGACAAUCACAGCAGAUGUCAGGAAAUUUUCUAUCAGCCUAUAAAGCUUUUUCAGAUAGAACCAGGCAUAUCUGUAGCGCUAUAUAAACAAUACAAAAGUAUUAAUAAUAAGGGUUUAAGUGUUCCACAAAGUUUGCAACACCUUGUAUGUUAGCCCAAAAUUAUUUUUCUUCCACCUGGAAAACUGGAGAGCUCAAUUACAUUUUAGAAGGCAAUAAUUCUUGAAAAUUUUGCAAGCCCUCUACAAUAAAUUGCUUUAAACAUAAGUUAGCUGCGCGCUACACUAGAUUAUACUGAUGUAUAACCCACAGUUACACAUCCAACUGGCAGAACCAUGGCAAUGAGCACAUGAAUGAUACUGAGGUAAAUAGCUGAAUCGCCAACCAGAAUCUAAAACCAUCCUUCCCUUGCAAAAGCACCUAGGAUGAACUGGGGUGCAACUACUAGUUCUACUUUCUAGGGCUGAAUCCUUCAUGGGGACACAGCAAUGGGAGAGAACAGAGCACAGCCUGUUUCAAAGUCUGGGGAAGGAAGAUAUGGAAUGCUACCACAGAGAGGCUGCGUUCCAGAUGUUUAACAAAAAUAGAGCCCUUGAUCAACAAAUACUAAAUCACAGAAUGCUUCAAACCAAGAAGCUAUCAGUGUACCUCAAGUUUAGCAUGUCCUGUGACCCACUUCUAACCCAACCACAUGCUGCUAGAGCCACCGGGCUGGUUGUCUGUUGACUGUUAUAGCUAUCCCAGAAUACCUUGCUAUGGAAAACUGCUGAUGCAGGCUGCCGUACCCAAUACACAGGUGCUCCUGUGUUACUUCAUGGGCCUCAUUUAGGUCAGGCAGCGCCAAACCAAGACUCCUGCAGAAUCCUCAUUUAUACAAAUGAAGGCAAGAACUCACUAUUAUGGUUGUUUCAAUAUUCUUCUGCGUAGAGUCUCUCAUUCCCUCUCCCCUUUCACUUCUCUUCACUAACCCUUUUCUGCUCUGCCCCCAACAGACCUUAAUGAUGGAGGUCUUCAUUCUAGUUAAAGAGGGCUGAACAUGGUUUUCUGGGGGACAUCUUAGCACAACUUUGAGCACUGAUGAAUCUUGAUGGGAGGCAAUCCCUGCUGGCCUAAUAGCAAAGGGCCUUUUCUCUGUGUAUUAAAUGACAUCAUGUAAAAUCCUGGCCCAAAGGAAGUCAAUGGUAACACUCUAAUUGCUUUCUAUGGGGCCUUAGACUUCCCUCUCCUACCUCAUUGUCAGUCACGUCUCCCAACAGGUUCCUGCUGACCUCUCCACAUCUGCCUUUUUUAGGGGGCACUGUGAUAUAUUCUGUGCUGGCCUGGGGGCAACGUCUUGUAUUGAUUGUACCAGCUUUGGAUCACUAUGGCCAAGAUUCAUAAAGGUACUUAGGCCCCUACCUCCCUUUGUGCUACUGGGCCUAUACUGUUCAACCGGCCAUGGUGCGCAUACAGGACAAAGACAAAUCCGUGCCAUAUGUUCAAGUGAUGUGGGAUUAAUUUCGUUAAUAUAAAUUACAUUUUGUAGAAAUAUGUUUAGGCCUUGCCAUUUCUGCAUAGAGUAAAUCUUAGUGCUGUGUGAUGGCGUUACUUUUGUGUCUUAGAAACUGGUGCUUCAUGCAAUGAGUUAGGCAGUUAAACAGUGUAGGGACAAAUUCCCCUAUACUGCUAUUUUUACGUCUUUCUCUGGGGGACUGAAAAAAAUAGCUGUUUUGUUAAGUUUGUCAGUGGUGUCUGCUAACCUUUAUGGAUUCCCAAGAGGUGGGUUCUAUUUAUUGAAUACGUACCAAUAUAAGAUAAGAUGUUAUUCACUACUUCUCUUGAAAUAUGCAUUAAAAUUUAAAUGAUCACCAUGAA
Molecule: messenger RNA, 3847 nt
Organism: Mauremys mutica (yellowpond turtle)
Lineage: Eukaryota; Metazoa; Chordata; Testudines; Geoemydidae
Gene: STMP1
Product: short transmembrane mitochondrial protein 1
Exons: 3
Coding region: 78-227 (49 amino acids)
Source: RefSeq, a predicted model, not a curated record